AUGGCCAUACGGCUAGAGCUAGCUGGGCCAGGGGUACAAUACCUACAGGCUGAUCAUCAGCUAUACAACGUGAUAGUCACGGCGCAUGCCUUCGUUAUGAUCUUCUUCCUCGUAAUGCCAGCUCUUAUAGGUGGACUUAAGAAGGUUAAUCCUUUCUCACAGAUAGGCUCUGCUAAGCCUUAUACUACUUCUACACAACUUUGCGAAGCUGGUGGGAAUUCUCUAAUAGCUAUUGAAGAGGUGUAUAAUCUUUCUUCCGAAGAAGUCUCUGCUUCUGAAAGAGCAGCAGGGGAGAUCAGCUAUCUAUUUUAUAACUAA
Messenger RNA from Funneliformis caledonium, 318 nucleotides. Lineage: Eukaryota; Fungi; Glomeromycota; Glomeromycetes; Glomerales; Glomeraceae. The record is from the annotation of a GenBank genome assembly.